Molecule: messenger RNA, 3658 nt
Organism: Dreissena polymorpha
Lineage: Eukaryota; Metazoa; Mollusca; Bivalvia; Myida; Dreissenidae
Exons: 4
Coding region: 88-1737 (549 amino acids)
Biological process (GO): positive regulation of DNA-templated transcription
Cellular component (GO): chromatin; nucleoplasm
Molecular function (GO): ubiquitin-protein transferase activity; zinc ion binding
Source: RefSeq, a predicted model, not a curated record
AAAUGCGCAUUUAAGCAGUGUCCCGUGAACUGUUAACACAAUUUACAACAGUUUUAUACUACAGGUCUAAACUGGUUUAAUAGCAUCAUGGCAACUGCGUGUACAGCCAACAAAGGAUCUGAUCAUGUUAUGGAAUACUGUUGUUCCUCUUGCGAAGAAGACGCAAUUUCUCAGGAAGCGGCUUAUUACUGCAAGCUGUGCUCCAAGUUCUAUUGUUGCCAAUGUGUACAAUUUCAUGGAAAAUUGUUUAAAAAGCAUGAAACGUACGGACGGGACGAACCAGAUCAAUGGCCUGUAUCGAAAGUAACCCAGGAUGUUCUAGAAAAAUGCAGGGAACAUCAAGAUGAACACUUAAAAUUUUACUGCGAGGACCAUCGUUUUAUGUGUUGUAAUUCUUGCGUCGUGUUUAAUCAUAGACAAUGUGCUUCUGUUAUCUCUAUCGAUCAAUCAUAUGAAGAAGAAAUAUCCGACGACUUGCAACAACUUCAAGAAAAGAUUGAAAACAUUCAUGAACAACUGAAGCAGCUACAAAACAAUCAAGAAAGCAGAAUCAUAACUUUGCUUGAAUCAUACAAUGAAAGUUUGCAAAAAAUAAAAAAUGCGAGGUCCACAAUCGAUGCCAUUUUAAAUAUUCUUGAAAAGGACACUGUGCAAAAACUGGAAGAGGUACUUAACAGUUUAAAUACACCUCUUAAAAAGGACAUUGAAAACGCAAAAUGUCUCAGUACAUACUUAAGAGACCUCGGUAAAGCAAUUCAAGAAAUGACGACAAAAGGGAAGAAACUAUCAUUCAUAGCUUAUAAGAAUUGUAAGGUCAACAUACGGAAAUGUGAAAAGUAUAUACACGAUUAUUCUAAUAUUAAGGAAAUAAAAAUUUCUUUUAAAACAAACACAUUGAUUGAGAAUUACUUAUCCCAACGACCAAGCCUUGGCAUGAUUCUUCAUAGUAACCAAGUUGAUGACAACAAAGAAAUCAGUCUUUUAGGCGAGACUAUUUAUUGUGCCAGACCAAAUAAUGGUUUCCCGACUGAAAUCCGAGGAGUGUGUGUCCACAGUGGAUUUUUAAUCAUAACUGAUUAUUACAGCAUGAAUGUAAAGCUAUUAAACAGUGACUACUAUAAUGUGUUAAGUCAAUGUAAACUAGAUUUUCAUCCAUUUGGAAUUUGCCAUUAUAAUCCUAAUAAUUAUGGAUAUGAUCAACAUUUGGUAGCCAUUUCCGGGAAAGGCCGAAUACAGUGUGUAAAAGUAGACAAACAUAAUCUCAGUAUCGAACAAAAUUAUAACUUUCAAAUUGCACAUGAUUGUUGCGGGAUAGCAAUCCAUAGCGACGACAUGUACAUCACAUCAGGCUCAGCGUUGUACCACUACACUCGGCAAGGGACAUCGGUGAAGAAAUUGUAUGAAGCUUAUAUAGUUCAAUAUUGCGCAGUUAACCGAAAAGGCGACAAAAUAUUUGUAACGAAAAAUAGGAGCGAGCUACUCACGCUUUCCAAGGACGGGACUAUUCUCUCCAUCUUCACGGAUCGACUAUUACAAAGCCCGACCGCAGUGCAUGUAACAGAAAAGGGACAAGUGCUAGUAUGUGGGAAAAACAAUAUCAUACAGGUGGACAGUGAAGGGAAGAAAAAGAUAACUGCUCUAGAAAUACCAAGUGUUAUUAAUCCAUUGUCAAUGUGCAGCUUAGGCAAGUGCGUCAUUGUUGGAUCGAUUAACAUUCUUGAACUAACGAUAGAGUAAUUUUGAUUGUAGGUGCUGCACAUAUGAUGUUCUGGUCUAUGGUGGUGAGAAGAUUUACGUUAUCAACUGUACUAAAAACACAGACGAAGAAAAGAAUGCUUCACCAUCACACGGCAUUUGGCUGUGGUCGUAUCGUUCAUUAACCUAGAACGGCAAUAACGUCAUAUAUGCGCUAUGGGCAUAUGACAAAUUGGCUUCAGCUCCCAGUUAUCUCUAUUGCGUUGCAUGCUUUGCAUGCUUCGUUCACAAUCUGUUUCGCCACUCUAUAGAUAUACCUGCUUUGAAAUUAUUUAAUAAUGUUUUGUCAUGAUAACAGCCUUGUUUAUGUUCACACAUAUGUCUUUUAUUUAUCUUUGCAAACAUGUAUAUGUUUUAAUGUAGUUUUCUGUAUUAGAAACAUAAUUCUAAAUUCCUCUCAUAACAUGUUUAAGCAAAAUAUUUUCACCGUGCUGUUCUUUAUGGUCAUAAUGUAUCACAUUUGUCAAUAAAUCUUCAAGAUGGUAAUCUCAUGAAAUUAAAUCAAUUUGGUAAAGACUUUGAAAAAAACUUAAAUAAAUAUAUAAAUAAAAGCGUAAAUAAAAAUAAAGUGUUCAUAUAAUAAUGAUAUGUUAUUUGGACAAAAUUAAUUAACUGGUCAAAAUAUAAAAUUGCCCUAAGCAGAUUCAGUUUAUCAUCGCAUAACAUAGAAAUAGAAAGGGGGCGAUACAAUAAUAUUGAAAAAGAAAAUCGUAAGUGCAAAUUAUGUUAUAUCAAUACUGUAGAAACUGAGUAUCAUUUCUUAGUAGUUUGCCAUAUAUAUACGUUCUUAAGAAGAUUAAAGUCAAAGUACUUCAGAUGGCCAACAAUUUCAAAGUUUUAAAGACUGAUAUCCAUUGAAAAUAAAACUAUACUUAUUAGCCUAGCAAAGUUUAUAUACGAAGCUGCAAAUUUACGACGCCUAUUAGAUACGUAAUUAGUCUUUUAGAACGUAACAACCUUUUAACAGACAGUAUUACAUCUUUUAUUUCACGCAUAACAUAUCUUAACUCAAAUUCAAUUUCUCCAUCCUUAUAAAUGUGAAUAGAAUUAUAAACAAUGCUAGUUUAUUUCUACUCCACUUAAAUUGUUGUUUCAUUUUGCGUUUUUCUUUUUUUCUUUUAAUAACACAUUUUCAACAAUUAUUCAAUGUAAACCGUGAAGGUUUACCAUAAUGGCAAAGCUAUUAAUUAUUUUUGAUAGUUAUAUAAGUUCUACUUUCAGAAAUUUUAUUUUUUUAUAAAUAAAUAUAACCAUCAUUCUCGUAUUGAAAUAAUUUGAUUUUUAAUUAUUUCUUUAACUUGUUGCUGUCUAGUGUUUGCAAUAAAUAAAUGUUCAGUAUUUAUGUAGCUCAUUAUAAUAUACUACAUUAAUUGAGGUUUUGCAUGUUUACAUGCCAUUGUUUGUAAAUAUUUCUAUCAAGUUUUUUAUAUGUAAUACGUAGUUUGUAAAUACAUAUGUAUGUUUGUAAUGAUAUAGCUUAUAUUUACUUUUUAUCAACUUCAAAAUUUAUACAUACAUUACACUUUAACCCUGUGGAUCAUCUAAACUUGUUUCGAUUUCAAAUAGAUGUUCAUAACGAAGGGGUUCAACCAGUAGUCGGCGACACAAUUACAUCAGGAUAUUGUAAAUGUAAAUACACAUGUAUUCCCCGCAACCAUCUAUCCCCUUUUUUUCUAUUUCGCAUAAAUGGUCAUGAUAAAGGGAAUUGUCAAUCGUCUGGGCGUUUUGCCUAUUCGGCCAAAUAAUGGUAUUAAAUAUUAAAUCUUACAUAUGGAAUAUUAAAUAAUAAUAAAUAACGAAAACAGUGAAGCAAAACCGUAAUAGAAGUUCUCAUGUGCAAUAUUUAUAAAACUGUAAAAUCGCUACAGUCGUUUUCUAUAAUUAAUUUCCAAAGUUAUUAUUA